Molecule: messenger RNA, 1124 nt
Organism: Fusarium redolens
Lineage: Eukaryota; Fungi; Ascomycota; Sordariomycetes; Hypocreales; Nectriaceae
Exons: 2
Coding region: 446-781 (111 amino acids)
Source: RefSeq, a predicted model, not a curated record
GUGCUCGAUUUUGUGAGACAUGGCUCGGAGUAUUCACCAUCCGGGGGCCAACGUCGCGUUAAUCAGCCUUGGAUAUUUAGAAUUCUAAAGAUAAUGUUGAUUGUUGCCUCUAAGGUAAAUGUUUCUGGAGACUGGACUAUCGUGUCUUAGGCUGGGCUUAAGGAAAUUGGUGUAGAUCAGGAGAAUUGGUAAUCUGCCCGAUCAUCCGAAAGUCUUCGGACAGAGUUUGGUCCGUGGAAUCAAUAGUCAGUGCUGAGAUUAGUAUCCUAUUGUCCUGGCAAGUGAUGCAGACUAUCAAACAUACCAUUCUUCUUAAUUAGUCUGUCUCUUGUCUUAUCUGUCUCUGCAUCCCAUCGAACCACUUGCUGCCAUAAUAUUGUUCAAGUUUCAACAUUCACUCCUUGACACUCACUCACUCACUCUCAUUUCAUUCAUACACACAAACAUGAAGUUCACUAUCGUCGCAGCUCUUGCAGUGCUCUCAGGAGUCCACGCUGCCGACUCUGCGUCCACGACUAUCACCUGCAGUGAAUGUCCCUCUGCCGUAACGACUCCUGAUAUUGUAACUCGUUCGGCCCUCCCGACUACAUCAUGCACUGAGAAGCCCUUGAUGGUUGUAUCAAACACCAAGGGCGGCGGUGGAGCUGCUGCACCUACUGGUUCGGGUGCCGCUUCUACCCCUUCAGCUCAGGUCCCUGUGUCUGGAGCUAGUGUCAACAAGAAGGGUAGCGUUGGUGGAAUGGCUGCGGCGGCUGCAAUUGUGGCUGUCUAUAUGCUCUAGUCUUUUGUGUAGUAGCCAAUGGCAGGGAUACCAGUGUCAGGGCGAAGGUUAAUAUUCGGUGGAUGGAGUUUAUUGUGGUGUAUAAGCAGCCAUGCUGCAUAUGUAAUACCGAGUUUUGUUUAUGGAGGAAUGUAUCUGGACUUAUGCGAGGUCUCACAGUUGCAUCCAUUGGAUGGUGAGAACGACUAAUCUAUUAUGCUAUCUAUGUGCUGUCUACCUAGUUGGGAAUCACUGGAAGAGUAAUAUAGUUCUGUUGGCGAGGUCCAAAGUGGAUAUGGUUCGAACCUUGGAAGAUCUCAGGUGAUCUAGAAAUCAAUUAGCAAUGAGCACCACAAUCUCAAAC